UUCAACCCUAACUUUACAAAAGACCCCACCCUUCAUUUUCUGUAAAUCUUUCGUCCCCCCUCUGGCGCUCUCUCUCUCUCUCUCUGUCACACACAGACACAUGAAAUCAUCCGUCGCUUCGUACCAAAAUACUUUGUAACAGUAUUAUGGGGAAAUACAUGCGGAAGCCCAAGACGACGAGAGAUAUCGACGUCUCUCACUCACCCCUUGGCGUCCGUACCCGCGCCAGAACCCUAGCCCUGCAGCGCCUUAAAUCCUCCGCCACCGUCGCCGCCGAUUAUCUCGAGCUUCGCUCCCGGCGGCUCCAGAAGCCACCGCUCCUCAAGAAGUACCUCCAGAAUUCCCCCAAAAUUCCUAAACAGGGCUUCGUUUGUACAGAUACAGAAAACCCCCAAAUCGGAGGCACAAAUCAGGGUUCUCCAAUUGAGCCUGCCAAGGAAGUGGGCGGAUGCGCCGAGUGGUUAAAUGGGGGUUCUCAAAUUGGGGAUUUGGAGAUUGAGGCAUCUUUCGGUGAAAAUAAUUUGGAUACGGAACCUAGAGAAAGGGGCACAAGAGAAAGCACCCCUUGUAGUAUGAUCAGAGCUGCUGACAGUAUCACAGCACCCGGGUCUUCAACAAAGCGGAUAAGUCCUGAUGUUUCCAAUCGAAGGGCCCAAAAUGCACAUAGAAAUAUCCCGACAGCCCGUGAGAUGGAGGAAUUUUUUUCCCAUGCAGAGCAGCCGCAGGAGCGUCUCUUCAUGGAGAAGUAUAAUUUCGACAUUGUUAAUGAUGUGCCCCUCCCUGGCCGUUAUGAGUGGGUAAGAGUGAUGCCAUGAUCAGAGUUGAUUGUGAGUUUAGGCGGUGCAGUGACUGUGUAACUUACCGUGGUUAGAAUCUCCCAUUAAGGAAGAAGGUAUAAUAUAUAAGUGGCUCCUGCAAUCCUUCAUUGCUGGUAACGUGUAGGAAACUGUAAUAUCACUGAUCUGUAGAAAUACUAGGGCAGAGAAAUUGCAGGCUAACAACCCUUUCUAGAAUUAGAAUCCGCACAGAAUGUAACAUUAGGCUCUGAUAAAGUUCCAUUCAUGUAAGUUGCAGUCAAAGUUACUUAGUUAGGCACUAACUGUUCAUUUUCUUAUCAACUUUGGUGUUGAGAUCCUUGUUAGUUCUCCCCGCCCCGUCUUAUUGAGGCGAAACAUUGUCACCAGUCAGUGGGGACAUAAAUGUUGAAUAUACUUCGUCUUUUAUCAAA
Messenger RNA from Salvia miltiorrhiza (redroot sage), 1228 nucleotides. RefSeq names its product cyclin-dependent kinase inhibitor 3-like. The transcript has 3 exons. Bases 147 to 815 code for a protein of 222 amino acids. Gene Ontology annotation, cellular component: nucleus. Gene Ontology annotation, molecular function: cyclin-dependent protein serine/threonine kinase inhibitor activity. Lineage: Eukaryota; Viridiplantae; Streptophyta; Magnoliopsida; Lamiales; Lamiaceae. The record is from RefSeq and is a predicted model, not a curated record. Gene Ontology annotation, biological process: negative regulation of cyclin-dependent protein serine/threonine kinase activity.